ACCCUACUUGUCCUCCUCGCCUGCCUGUCCCGAUUUCGAUCAUCUGUUUUUGGAAUAAAAUUUUUAUUUCUUAAAAAAAUAUUCCGAAAUGAGAAAAUGAAGUCUUUUUAUUUGACUAGUAAUUACAGGAAACUAUUAAAAACUCUAUCUCUGCGGAGAUACUGUUCUAAAAAUGAAGAUAAGAAGAAAAUUCAUAUCGAAAACAUACGUAACAUUGGUAUCCUGGCUCAUAUCGAUGCAGGGAAGACGACAACUACUGAAAGGAUGCUGUUCUACUCAGGUACAAUUCGGUCAAUGGGCGAAGUACAUCAUGGAAAUACAGUGACGGAUUACAUGGAGCAGGAGCGACAGAGGGGCAUCACAAUUACAUCUGCUGCGGUGUCAUUUCCAUGGCGCGGCAGCCAGAUCAACCUCAUCGACACUCCGGGACACAUCGACUUCACAAUGGAGGUGGAACAGAGCCUCGCUGUGUUGGACGGAGCUGUGGUUGUUCUGGAUGCUUCCGCUGGUGUAGAAGCGCAAACGCUAACGGUAUGGCGGCAAGCGGCCGGUUAUAAAGUACCGCGAUUGCUCUACCUCAACAAACUGGAUCGCGCCGACGCGGACGUGGGCGCGUGCGUGCGCGCCGUGCGCGAGAAACUGCACGCGGCGCCGCUGCUGCUGCACGCGCCGCUGCGCUACGACAACAGGCUAAUAGGACUUAUCGAUUUGAUCACGUUGGAAGAGAUAGUGUGGACUCAAGGCCGCGGGCAGAACUUCACGCGACGGAAGCUGACAGAGAAGGAAGACGGCUCCAAGUGGGAGACGAGUGUUGCCAGUCACAGAGAGCUCGUGGAUUGUCUGUCAUCUAUGGACGACAGGUUAGCGGAGACUGUCAUAAUGCAGGAGUCUUUGGAUGAUUUGGAAAGUAAGGAAAUUGAUGCAGCUAUAAGAAGGUGUACACUAUCCAUGUCGGCGUUCCCCAUUCUAUGCGGAAGCUCGUACAAAAACAUUGGUGUACAAACCCUAAUGGACGCAGUAGUGUCGUACCUACCGACACCGUUACAAUGCAAUAGGCUGUAUAACUGCUUCGAGAAAGAUCUGUCCGCUAGAGCCUUCAAAGUACAGCAUGAUGACCAGCGAGGAGUGCUGACGUUUUUGAGGUUAUACAGUGGUGAGAUCAACAGGAAUCAGAAGAUUUAUAAUCUAGGACGGGAGAAGACUGAGCAGACAGGGUCGCUAUACGUGGCUCUGGCAGACGAGUACAAGCCGGUGGAGACCGUAACGGCCGGCAACAUAGCUGUGGUCAGCUCACUCAAGGCAGCGAUGACUGGAGACCUGAUAACAUCAACCCAAUCGGCGGGAAACCGCGCCAAAAGCAAAUUGUCCUCAAUGGUGGCUGACAGAAGCAAAGUGGACGCGCUGAUGCUGCCCAGCGCAAAGCAGAGGCUACAGGCUUUAGAGUCUGAGCCUACUGAUGAAGAAUUGGCUGAAAUUCUUCUAGGAAUUGGCACAACGGUACCGGAGCCAGUAUUCGUGUGCUCCAUAGAGCCUCCAAGCGCGGCGUUCCAAUCGGCCCUCGAGACAGCCCUGACAGAACUGCAGAGGGAAGAUCCUAGUCUAAGAGUAUCAGUAGACACUGAUAGUGGACAAAUGGUACUGGCAGGUAUGGGCGAACUCCAUUUAGAAAUAAUAAAAGAACGAAUUAUCCGCGAGUACAAAAUCGAUGCGGAACUCGGUUCGUUGCAGAUAGCAUAUAGAGAAACGCUAAUAGGCAGCGCGAAGCGUUCUAUAUCCGUAGAUAGAAAGAUUGGCGGAGCUAGGCAGGUGGUCAAAGUUGUGAUGUCUGCUAAAAGUGUCAAAGGAGUUAGCCAGGAUAAAGUUUUGAAACUAGCUAAAACCCCAGACAGCGCGGCCAACCUGGCUCACCUCCACCCUCGAAGCCUGACAGCCGUCACGAGGGGCACGCGCUCCGCAUUGCAGCACGGACCGAAGCUAGGAUGCCCGAUGGUGGACACGCAAGUAACAUUGCACUGGUUUGAAGUGGGUCGCGGCACCUCGGACUCCGUGGUGGCAUCUGCCGUUGUCCAGUGUUUAAGAAAAGUGUUCCAAGAGGCAGAUUCAGUACUACUGGAGCCCGUGAUGUCAUUGGAAAUAGUAUGUCCUGAGAGUCACAGCGCGCGGGUGCUAGCCGAUCUGGCGAGGCGGCGCGCGGAUCUCCACCACGUGCAACUUAGGAACCAAAAUAAGGUAAUAGAAUGUUUAGCGCCACUGUCAGAGCUUUUGGGUUAUUCUUCAACUCUUCGCUCGCUCAGCUCAGGCCUCGCUACUUUCACCAUGGAGUUCCAUUCCAAUCGACAGAUGGCGCCACACGACGAGGAGAAGGCCAUACGGAACGUCACUGGAUUUUAAAACAGACAGAAAUAAAUCCGUAGACAGAGAAAACGAUACGAGAAAGAGAAACGCGUAUUAGAUAUAGAAGAGAAGAAACGGGACAGAGCGCUUAUAUCCUAUGUCCCUCAUCGUGGACGGUUUUAGAACGUCUAUCUUAACGUUUUGUGUAAGAUAUGCCUGAAAGUUAUACGAGAAUGUUGUAUUUCAUUUGGUUGUCUGUGGUUUUCUUUGUCUUUGGAGAAAUUAUAUUUUUAUUUAUUUUAAUGAUACUAUUGUAAAACUUGUAAAUAAAAGUUUUUUUCUUUAAGUUUA
This is a messenger RNA of Plodia interpunctella (Indianmeal moth), 2685 nucleotides long. RefSeq names its product mitochondrial ribosome recycling factor 2 (gene mRRF2). Gene Ontology annotation, molecular function: GTP binding; GTPase activity. Gene Ontology annotation, cellular component: mitochondrion. Gene Ontology annotation, biological process: ribosome disassembly; mitochondrial translation. The transcript is spliced from 14 exons. The coding region runs from base 97 to 2391 and encodes 764 amino acids. The record is from RefSeq and is a predicted model, not a curated record. NCBI's taxonomy places the organism in Eukaryota, Metazoa, Arthropoda, Insecta, Lepidoptera, Pyralidae.